GAAGUCAUACGGUCAGUCGAGCCGUUGACGUGCUCGAUUCUUCCGUCGGUGACGUGGAAGCCCCAACAAUUACUUUUCUUCUGGAAGACAUUUGUCUUGGCUGUAUUCUAUGGAAAUGGCUCAGACCUAUAUUUCGAAGAUCCAUUCGACCCUGCACACGAUCCCGGAAUGUCCAUCUAACUGGACCGGACAUUAUACUGUCUUUUGCAAGCAGUGUUAUGAACGAUCUCAUGGACUUGUUAUACCCGGCGCCCUACUCGGAUAUCAUCACGUCCCAGUCGUCUUCGUUGCGCAGGAAGUGAACCUGUCGCGGAAGUACCUGUCGAGGAUCUAAGCGUGCGGAGUCGCAGACGCUCUGGUCAGACUCCGAGCGUCUUUUCACAGUCCCGAGAGUACAGGCACAGGUUAUGUCUCGAGCGGAGGCCAUUCCACUAAGACUAUUGUAUACACCGCCGACUGUUGACGGCAUCUACUCGAAUAGGUUGCAUGACAUAUGACAACCGCGAGUGUACAGGGACAUUCGCAUCACUAUUCUCCGCCGUUCCUCUGUUCCCUCAAACUUCACACUCCACUAAGGAUCGAUGUCGCCGGAUCGACGAUCAUCUUGCAAUUUACACCAAGCCCUUCCUUGAAUUAUCCCACAAAGUUACCGGAAUGUCUGAUGCUUUCUGAUGCAGUCGUAACUCCUCAUCGACAUUUCAAUGGUUUUGUCUUGGUUCAUGUGGAGGAUCACUCACUACGAGGACCUGUUUCGCUACCUUACCGGUCUUCAUUCAUCAUGACUCUGCUAAUUCUAUUCAAUGUCUCCCUCGCUUUCGACUAUCCCGCACGACAAAUACCGACGAGAUUGGCAAUUGAAAGCAUGAACUUCGUUCUCUUCUUUCCUACGUCGGAACCAAACGCUAUCGGGCGUUUCGACAACCCAGGCCUGUCAGUCAAGAGACACUGGGAAGCUGCUUAUGAACACCUAUCAUCAAGAAUUCGGCGCGCACUGGCCAGAUAUUGGAUAAUAAUACCGACAGCGGCUGCUCUGGAAUCGUCGGAGUUGAUGAAAGUGUUGAUCCUUGGAGCUCGGGACCAUAUUGUGGAGGAUAAGCAGACAGAUCAGCAGAAGCGGUCAACUGUGAAGGAUGAACGGUUCUCGCAGGGAUGUAUCUUUCUCGUCAGCGCUGAAAUGAAGAUCAUGACAACUGAAAACUCACUCAAGCGAGAUCAUCGGGGACCCGCUAAAUCAGGCUCGAGUCAGAGUACAAUCUUCGUCUUAUUCAAUAUCAUUUUUGGCCGAAUUAACUUAUCAUCAAGAAAGCCCAAAGCUGCAUUGCUGUCACUCGGAGAAAAUGAUCACAAGCAGGAACGACGAAAAUGCAUUAGCUUGGACGCCUCUUUCGGUCGUAAGGCCUCGAUGACGAAGCUCCUGUUAUCGAAUCCCAGAUGAGCCGUAUCUCUCGACUACAGGACUAUUACUGAACUGCAUGCUCGUUCUCGAACGGGCGCUGUGCCAGCCACUGCAGAUCGCCCGAUGCUCAUGAAGGUC
Molecule: messenger RNA, 1534 nt
Organism: Somion occarium
Lineage: Eukaryota; Fungi; Basidiomycota; Agaricomycetes; Polyporales; Cerrenaceae
Source: the annotation of a GenBank genome assembly